This is a messenger RNA of Rana temporaria (common frog), 3554 nucleotides long. RefSeq names its product synaptotagmin 12 (gene SYT12). Gene Ontology annotation, biological process: calcium-ion regulated exocytosis; cellular response to calcium ion; regulation of calcium ion-dependent exocytosis. The transcript is spliced from 8 exons. Lineage: Eukaryota; Metazoa; Chordata; Amphibia; Anura; Ranidae. The coding region runs from base 361 to 1608 and encodes 415 amino acids. Gene Ontology annotation, molecular function: calcium ion binding; SNARE binding; calcium-dependent phospholipid binding. The record is from RefSeq and is a predicted model, not a curated record.
GCUGACACUCGGUGGGAUCGUGUGGAUGGAGGGGAAUGCCUCCUCCAAUGUUUAUUCCCCAGGAUCUUCCUCUGUGAUUUCCCUAUACUAGUGCUUCCAGGGGUGGGACUUCUGCAGUCAGUAGGAGGGCUUGAAUGAAUGCAGUGUGAAGCAUCUCCUCUCCAUCCCCAGUGUGGUGGUACCCAGUGUAGAGAGAGCCCUGUGUGUCUCUGGGAUGAGGGGGGCUGGCAUGUCCCUUGCCUGCUGGAUGAUGGCUGAGUACAGGAGGACCCAUCCACACACACACUGCCUCUAACAAGCCAAAAGCAGCUCUGCACUUUCAUUGUUCCUGCAGCAAACUCUAAGGAAGGCAAAACUGAAAUGAAUGCCAUGGAGAGCAGAAUGAUUGACUACCGUAUUAGUGUCAUCACAAGCCCUCCAGAAUGGGAAAUUGGAAUAUACAUAGCUGGUGCGCUGACGCUGCUUGGCGUGGUCGGUUUAUAUCUCUGGAAGCUGUAUAAAUCUGGGGAUUAUCCAUCACCUUCUCCAUUCCCUAACUAUGACUAUAGAUAUCUGAAGCAUAAAUAUGGGACAGCACACUCAGAUGUUAAAAGGAAGAGAACCCUUCAUGGAAAUUCUUCAAACAAUGUGGCAAAUCUCAAUGACACCUAUGAGAGCAAGAACGAGUUUGGUCCCAUGGAACUGAUCAACAGGGAUAUGGAGAUGACACCAUAUGGGAUGUUAAGGAAAUCCAUCUCCACAGAUUCUCUCAGCUCCAUCUCUUCUAUUGGAAAUAACUUUGGCCAGGACUUUACAGUGGGACAGAUAGAAGUGACUAUGGAUUAUAAUGUGAAUUCCAACACACUGCAUGUCAUGCUAAUUCAAGGAAAAGAUCUUAUGGAGAGGAAAGAGGAUGGAAACUUUGAGUCUUGUUUUGUUCACAUUUGCCUGCUACCCGAUGAACAAAUUGUUGGAAUUUCAAGGAUACAGAGAAAUGCAUAUUCAGUUUCAUUUGAUGAGAGGUUUUCCAUCCCGCUGGAUCCAUUGGCGCUGGAGGAAAACAGCCUGAGGUUCGCUAUUUUUGGAAUAGAUGGAGAUGAACGGAAUGUCAGUACGGGAAUUGCAGAGCUGAAAUUGUCAGACUUGGAUUUGAUUAUGCGACCGUUCAAUACCUGGAUAUACCUACAAGAUGUCAAUAAGGCUGCAGAUGCAGCUGGGGACAUUCUGUUGUCUCUCAGUUACCUCCCAACAGCUGAGCGUCUCACCGUGGUGGUGGUUAAAGGAAAGAACUUGGUGUGGACAGAAGGGAAGACCACAGCAGAUCCAUUUGUAAAAGUGUACCUUCUGCAAGACGGCAGAAAGAUCAGCAAGAAAAAGACCGCAGUGAAGCGGGAUGACAGAAAUCCGGUCUUUAAUGAAGCCAUGAUUUUUUCUGUACCAGCCAUAGUACUGCAGGACUUGUCUCUAAGAGUGACAGUAGCACAAUGUGGUGAUGAUGGCAAAACAGAAAAUGUCGGACAUGUGAUCAUCGGACCUUCAGUCAGUGGGAUGGGCAUGACCCACUGGAACCAAAUGUUGGCUACCCUAAGAAAGCCUGUGUCUAUGUGGCACCAGCUACGACAAAACUAACCACAAAGUCAAAUCAGGAUGAGAAGACUGUUGGUAAUGAUAACAAUGUUAAUAAACCAAAAGGCAAAGCAUAAACUUAUCAGACUCUCUGUAAACAUAUUUAUGUACAAAAAUACUCUGUAAAUAUCUGGCAUGAGAUUUAUUUCCUAAUAUUUCAGGCUGUAAAUUCUGCUAAGAUUUUACUAUGAUUUUCUGUUUCCAACAUAAUUUAAAUUCAGGCUGUAUAUUGCCAAAAGAAUUGCUAACAUUUAAAUACUUAUCAUCAGUGUUUGCUUUGCUACACAAGAUAUUCUGCUGAGAAUUAUGAAACAAUUAUAUUUUGCUGACAGUUACAAUAUUUAGAUGAUAUAAAAAAUACCUUGGGGGUUAGCUUGUUAUUAUGUAACAGCUACCUCUAGCCAAAGCCAUAUGUGUGUUGCCACAGAAAUAUUAAUGCUCAGCUUCUAAACGUAAGGAGAAGUAGAUAUUUUACAUUUUUUAAUCUUAAAACAAAAUUUCCAUUCUUCAUCAUGAAUAAUAAAACAGAACAAAAACUACAUGAGUAUAAUCUUUAUAUCUUCUUAAAAUGGUAUUAUUAAUCUGUUAAUAUAUUAUGCAGCAGAGCCUUAACUGAGAUUUCAAAUCCAGCAGCUUUGUGGGCAGGACAUCAGAACAGAAAUCCAGCACUAUGUGGGCAGGACAGCAGCAUAGAAAUCCAGCACCUCGUGGGCGGGACAGCAGGAUAGCAAUCCAGCACCUCGUGGGUGGGACAGCAGGAUAGCAAUCCAGCACCUCGUGGGCGGAACAGCAGGAUAGCAAUCCAGCACCUCGUGGGCGGGACAUUAUUUUUCCACUAAAGCAAGCACUCUGCUGCCGUUUCCACCAUGCAUCAAGUCAAGCUAAUCUCAGUGAGUGCAUUUUGUCAGCACAGCCUACAUUUCUUGCCCCAGGUCCCCUUUUGAGGUUUCGUGAUAUGUGCUAAGCUGCAUAAAUAUGUGGCAUGUACAGAUAUGCAGAGGGUGUUGAUUUUAAAUGUUUUUAUGGGUUAAGAUUGUAUUUUCUUGAAUCAAUAUGAAUUCAAUAAUAAUAAAGUAUAUAUUGUCAUAUUGUCCCCAGCCUGCACGGUAUGGUGGUGCAGUACAGCUGAAUAUUGUAAUGUACAAAGAUAUGGAAUGACUUGGGGUUUCGCUGUUUAUAUUUUGACUGUAAAAGGCAUCAUAUGUAUUUGAUGUCCCUGUUGUCCCUUACUCUACUGAAGUGAUGUAUAAUAGAGAAGCACCACUACAUUUCCAUUGCUUUCUCACAUUUUCUAGAAAACCAGUAUAUUUGGAUAAUCGAUUCAUGUGCAAAGAUUCACUUACUGCAUGAUUUAAAUACGGUUCAUAACUGAAUGCUUGCCACUGAAUACAUUACUGACACUAUUCAUAUAGAACAAUUGUAUUACACCCACUGGCCCCCAAAAGCAGGGUUAAUUAUAUGGUGGAUAAUUUCAUAAUUUUUUUUUUUUUUUUAUCAAAUGAUAAAGAUAAUGUUAAUAGAAGUUUCUGCUGAAUUACUUGAUUAAAAUAAAAUUAAAAAAAUUACGAUCCACAGAUUUAUAGAAAAUUGAAAAAAAAAAAGUUUUAACCUGUAAAUAGUUAAGAAUAUAUAAUGCAAAAAUUUUCAGAUGAACUAUCUUUUUCUAACAAUCAUUGAAUUUGCCACUUGUGACUUACUCUGAGGCAGAAUAUUGGUUACAAAAAAAAAAAGAGUGGAAUAUUUGCUUGGAAAAUUAGUUUUGAAAGUCUGGUAAUCUAUUGGUGUGUAUUUUGUGUACACCCCCAGGCAGCUGACACAUUUGUAUUUUUCAAAAAUAAAUCGCAGCUGAAGUUUAUUGUAUUUUUCUACAUUAAUGUCCACAAUACUGUAUUAGCAAAUUAAUAGUCAAAUGGUUUGCAACUAAAGGCAACUCAUUUUGCUUUUCUUGC